Messenger RNA from Contarinia nasturtii (swede midge), 2134 nucleotides. It is a transcript of the gene Loxl1, whose product is annotated as lysyl oxidase homolog 2. Lineage: Eukaryota; Metazoa; Arthropoda; Insecta; Diptera; Cecidomyiidae. Gene Ontology annotation, biological process: peptidyl-lysine oxidation. Gene Ontology annotation, cellular component: membrane. Gene Ontology annotation, molecular function: copper ion binding; protein-lysine 6-oxidase activity. The transcript is spliced from 5 exons. The record is from RefSeq and is a predicted model, not a curated record. Bases 382 to 1890 code for a protein of 502 amino acids.
UGUUUGGUUCGCGAUCAAAAUUUAUGUGAAGAGCAAACUAUGUGCUUUGCCAAUCCAAGUCAAAAUAUAUUAGGUUCUUUUGGUGUUCAUAUCACACGGUGUCGUUGAUGCUGCUUAUUUUUUUUCUGUCUUUUUUUUUGGUGUCUAUAAGCGUAUAUUUGCAAGAAAUAGUUGUCGAUUCAUUGAAUUAUAAAGUCAUCUGGAAAGUUAUUUUCAAUAGUGGUGAACAGAUACCUCCGAACAUGAAUUAAGCUCAUUCUAACGAUUCUUAUUUGAAGUAGUGUUUUUUUUAUAAUUCCUUCGAUACAUAAUCGUGAAUUCUUUGUGAAUUUUAAACGGAAAAUCCUGUUGAAUGCACACCAACACACAAAAAAUCAAAUUAUGAAGUUGACCGGUUGUUUUUUUUUAUGUACGGUGAUUUACUGUGAACUAUUAACGAUUGUGGUGUCGCAUUCAACAUUGGAAGAGGCACAACAAAUUAAUCCCAGUCCAGCGAAAAAAUAUCGAAAAAAAUUACGCAAAGAAGAAGGAGCGAUAAGGCUUGUUGGCGGUUCGAAUGACUAUGAAGGAAAUGUUGAAAUUCUUCACGAUUCGAAAUGGGGUAAUAUAUGCGAUGACGAAUGGGAUGAAAAUGAAGGACGAGUUAUCUGCAGCCAAUUGGGUUUCAUUGGUUACGUGAAAACAACGCACAGCGGAUAUUUUGGGAUGGCAAGACGAAGAUUCUGGAUGGAUAAUAUGCAAUGCGAUGGUGAUGAGACUGAAAUUAAACAUUGCCGUUUCGAUGGAUGGGGUAAGAAUGAUUGCGAGGCGUCCGAAGCAGCGGGUGUUGUUUGCAAAGGAUCUAAUGAAUUGACGGCAACAAUGUCAUCGGUUCAGGUGAAAAAAGCAUCAAAACAUUUACUGAACCGAAAGUAUGAGAUUGAAAUACGGCUUGUUGGUGGCCGAAAUAGGUACGAAGGCCAAGUGGAGAUUCGCUUCAAUUCGGUAAUGAAGAAAGGUCACUGGGGUGGCAUUUGUGGCGAUGGGUGGUCGUUAUUAGAGGCAAAUGUUGUGUGUAAAUCAUUAAAUUUGGGCUAUGCCAGCAACGCAUUGCAUACGGAUUUAUUUGGUAAUGAUACGCUGUCGAAAAUACUCAUCAGUGGCACAGAAUGUUAUGGCAACGAAACAUCACUACAAGAUUGUCGGCAUCAUGAAUUGGGAAAUGUUAUGUGUCCAGGUGACCAGUCAAAAGUAGCGGCCGUCAUUUGUAAUGAAGAAAUGGCCGAUCUUGUUUUUGAUUAUAACGAAUUAACGGCGAGCGCACAUUUAGAAGAUCGACCGUUGGUAUUAUUGCAAUGUGCAAUGGAAGAAAAUUGCUUAGCAUCUCGGGCAUAUGAAAUUCAACGUGAUGUUAAUGAUUGGCAUAUGGAAACGCGACGCUUACUUAAAUUUACCGCCCGUACAUUGAAUACGGGAACCGCUGAUUUUCGCUCAAAUAUUCCGAAACAUCUAUGGGAAUGGCAUUUGUGCCAUCAACAUUAUCAUAGCAUGGAAGUGUUUGCAACAUUCUAUAUUUACAAUAGCACCGGUCAUCGUGUUGCAGAAGGUCACAAAGCAUCCUUCUGCUUAGAAGAUAAUCAGUGCCUGGAUGGCAUUCAACCGCGUUAUGCUUGUGCAAACUUUGGUGACCAAGGCAUUUCCGUAAAUUGCUCCGAUAUAUAUCGAUUCAAUAUCGAUUGCCAAUGGGUUGAUAUUACCGAAAUGGAAACCGGAACCUACACCAUCAAAAUAUCUGUAAAUCCCGAAUUCAAAAUUGGUGAAAUGACAUACGAAAACAAUGCGGCCAAAUGUACUUUACUUUAUACGGAAACUUAUGCUCAUAUAUUUGAUUGCAAACAUGAGCGCCCAUAAAGAUUCCACAAAAUUGCUGAAAAAUGAAAUAUCGUGGCCUUAAAAUGCGUCGUAAAUUAAAUUGAAUGUAAUCAUCCGCUUUAAUGGAUCCGUAAUACAUUACGCUACUUUUUGAAUUUAAAUUACCUUUUUACCGGCAUUUUGAACAUUUAUCCGACAUGUUAAACUAUGUAAUUAGAUUAAAAACUGUAUAUUAAGUAUUUAUGCUCAUAAAUACUGAAUUUUGCGCAAAGAGAUAGACCUA